Messenger RNA from Scaptodrosophila lebanonensis, 1056 nucleotides. It is a transcript of the gene mRpL19, whose product is annotated as 39S ribosomal protein L19, mitochondrial. Bases 60 to 1001 code for a protein of 313 amino acids. Gene Ontology annotation, biological process: translation. The transcript is spliced from 2 exons. The record is from RefSeq and is a predicted model, not a curated record. Lineage: Eukaryota; Metazoa; Arthropoda; Insecta; Diptera; Drosophilidae. Gene Ontology annotation, molecular function: structural constituent of ribosome. Gene Ontology annotation, cellular component: mitochondrial large ribosomal subunit; ribosome.
UAUUCACUUGCACGGCAUGAGAAGGCGAGUGAUUAUCUAAACAUUUAUUUCCAGUAAAAAUGAACUUGAGCAAUAGAAUUUUGAAUAAAAAGCUAACGGAGUGUGCUUAUAAAUGCUUGGUCACAUUUUCAACGAAGCCGAUUCAGCAAGCUCCUGCAGCCGCAGCCGCGGCCACCACCUCGCCCGGCGGUUCCCAAACCCAACAGGAUGCAGCUGUAAGCAACAAUACUAGUCCUGCUCGAAAGCCUCUUGUGCCGCCACAUUAUCGCUUCGUCUAUCCAGAGUUCCUGCCUGAUCCAAAAAUUGAAUGGCGCAACAAUAUUCGCGAGAAAUUGGAGCGGCUGGACAUGUUAGACCGCCGACGACAGAUUGAUUUGCCCGAAUUUUAUGUGGGUUCUAUCUUGGCCGUGACCAGCUCGGAUCCUCAUGCAGCUGGCAAAGUGAGCCGCUUUGUGGGUAUUUGCAUACAUCGCGAGAAAUGUGGACUCCGAGCCCGAUUUAUUCUGCGUAACGUGAUCGACCAUCAGGGUGUAGAGGUGGUCUACGAAUUGUACGAUCCUACGAUACAAAAGGUGGAAGUCUUGCGCCUGGAGAAACGUCUCGACGAUAGUCUUUUCUAUUUGCGUGACGCCCUUCCCGAAUAUAGCACGUUCGAUGAAAACAUGGAUGCCGAACAUCUAGAGGAGGGGACGCCGGUUCCAGUAAAUGAUAUAAAAGUGGUAUUACGACCACGUCCCUGGUUGGAACGCUGGGAGCGGCAGAAUUUGCUCGGUGUGGCCAAUAUAGAUCAAUACAUUAAGGAGAAGCACCGCAAAUCGGCAUUGAAGGUGCAAAAACCUUGGGAGAAGUUCGAUUUAAUGAAACAAUAUCGCUCGACCAUACCAGAAGAGGAGCAGAAGGAAAUCUUUGCGGAGGUGCACACUGAGCUGCAUACUUUGGAACUGCAACGCAAGCGUAACAAGCGCAAGCGCACCUUUAUAAAACCGAAACAGUUGGCGUAGAAACUGCAUUUGUUAUCCCACUAGUAAUAAAAUAAAAAGUGUUGACUUUCUCAUA